Stylonychia lemnae is the source of this 1287-nucleotide messenger RNA. The record is from the annotation of a GenBank genome assembly. NCBI's taxonomy places the organism in Eukaryota, Ciliophora, Spirotrichea, Sporadotrichida, Oxytrichidae.
AUGGAACUAAGUCCUACAGAUAUACCAAUUUUUGGUUACCCACCAUUGAUAUAUUCAAAGGAGACCACAUUAUAAGAAUGCUAUGAACUCAAAGACCUGGAUUAAGAUUUCCUAAACAAAUACCAUAAGGUUGAAAGAGAAGACGAAAUGAUAAAAAUUUCAUUUGCAAACGGGUAUAAGUUGGAUUAGUUCUAUAAAGAUAAAAUAGAGGAUUUAGAAUACGAGUUAAACAGGUUAAAUCAAAAUAACGAACCUUUUUUCCUCAAAAGGAGAGCGACAUUAAUGAGAAAAUCUACAACUGAUGAAAGAACUUCAAUAAAUUUUCUUAAAAGCUAAAAUGUGAGUAUCUCUCCAGUUCAUGAAGGUUCUGCCAAAAAUCUGAAGAAUCCAGACCUUGCUGAAAAAAUUAAGAUUUGUUUGGAUUCAAAAGGUAAAGAUCAUACUACUUUAAAAAUAUAAAGAGAACCUUUUAAAUUCAAGCCGAUCAUUGAUUUGAAGAAAGAGUAGAAGAUUUUCAAGUAAAUCUACAGUCCCAGAUAAUACAUUGAGAAAGAAAGCAUAACUGUUAAGGCAAAAAGAUUCAUCAAUAGUUUUAAAACAGAGGCAUCAGAGCCUGAAAAAAAGGGGCACUCAUUUCAAGCUUCAUAUCGUCAAUCUAAUAUGACCUCAAACAGAAAUUAAGCUACUAGAUAAGAAGGAUAGUCACCUUCACUAUUGCAUUAAUAAAUCAAUAUAUAGCUUCCUUAAAAAUACUAAUAAAAGUAAAAUAAGCGGCUCAGCCUAAGGUGUGUAUCAUCUAACAGAUAUUCAAGAAUUCUGUUUGAUGAGGAUGAUACAGGUGCUAGUCGCAAAAUAAAUACGGCUAAACCAUAAUCUCCAUGUGAAAAGGCAAAUCCAGAGAAAAUAAAUGAGAUUAAUGCAAGAUUAAGUUUAGAAGGCAAGAAUGCAGAUCAAGUAUAGAGAAUUAUGGCCAAUUCUAUAUUUUCUCUUGAAAAUUUGUCUCUUAAGUCAAAGAUAGAAAGGAGAAAUUUCAAUUUGACUACUAGCUUUAAAAAAAAUUAGAUGUAGUUUGAGAGAUCAGGGGGACUAAAUAGCCCAUUUAAUAAUACAAUUCAGUAUUCUGACCCACUUUUAAAAGAAGGUCUCAGUACUGCCACAACUAGGACACCCCUUGACUCAGCUCGACAACUCUCAAGUUUUUAUUAGUCACUUAACUAGCGAACACAAGAGUACAAAAAAUAAUAUAGAAGAAAAAUUGAAUGCAAAAGUACUGGUAUUUGUGAUUGA